CUGCCAGGAGCGCAUUCUCUGUCAACCAAGGACCAAGUCAUACUGAUAUCACAGCAUCCUGAAAAUAGGGACAAAGCACCGUAGUCAUUUAGAUAAUAACCGAACUCUUCUUUCCAACUCCCUCAGCCAAUUCUACACGGAGAAUACCUUUGGAAACGAUUGCAAUGCUUCAAAUAAGGGAUCUCAUUUGGACAUUGGUUCUCUUUGGUUAUGCAGCUGCCUUGCAAGUGGAAAUCACUCCAGCCCAAGGAGAGAUCAGCGUGGGAGAGUCUAAAUUCUUUUUGUGUGAAGUUGUUGGAGAUGCAAAGGAAAUAGACUGGUAUGCUCCCAAUGGUGAAAAGCUCCAGCCAGGAAGAACAGACAUCAGUGUCAGCCAGAAUGACGAGUCCUCAUCCACACUCACAAUCUACAAUGCCAACAUUGACCAUGCUGGCAUGUACAAGUGUGUGGCCAAAAAUGGGGACAAGGAAUCUCAGGGCACAAUCAUUGUAAAGAUUUUCCAGAAACUCACUUUCCAGAAUGCUCCAUCGCCCCAAGAGUUUAAUGAGGGGGAUGACGCUGACAUCAUCUGUGAUGUCAUAAGCUCACCACCCCCGACUAUCAUCUGGAAGUAUAAAUCGAUUAGAAUCCAGCCUGAGUCUGAUGUGCGCUUCAAGUUCCUGAGCAACAACCACCUACAGAUCCGUGGCAUCAAGAAGACAGAUGAGGGUCACUAUACCUGCGAGGGCCGCAUCAUGGCCCGGGGAGAAAUCGCCUUCAGGGUCAUCAUGGUUAUUGUCAAUGUUGUGCCAAGUAUCAGGACCCGCUACACUGAGUUUAAUGCCACUGCAAACAUCAGCCAGGCUGUGACAUUGGCCUGUCAUGCAGAUGGCUACCCAGAACCCACUGUCACAUGGGCACGUGGUAAUGUCGUAUUGGAAUCAGGUGAGAAGUACAGUCUGAAUGAAGAUGGAUCCGAGUUGACCAUCAAAGACGUCAAGAAGGUUGAUGAAGGAGAGUACAAAUGCAUCGCCGGGAACAAGGCUGGAGAGAGGAGUGAGGAAGUCAGCCUCAACGUGUUUGUGCAUCCGAAGAUCACAUUCCUUGACAACCAGACGGCGACUGAGUUUGACGAGCAGAUCAAGCUAACUUGUGAGGCCACAGGUGACCCCACCCCCAACAUCAUCUGGAGCUUCGGUCGCCGGGUCUUCACCGAGAAUGAGCAGGCUUCAUGGACUCGACCUGAGAAACACAAGAGUCUGGAUGGUAACGUGAUUGUACGCAGUGAUGCCCGUGUGUCCUCUCUGACUCUGAAGUAUGUGCAGUUCACUGAUGCUGGCCAGUACCUCUGCACUGCCCGCAACUCCAUUGGGCAGGACAUCCAGAGCAUGUACCUGGAAGUGCGCUAUGCUCCAAAGAUCCAGGGCCCUGCUGCUGUGUUCACCUGGGAGGGGAAUCCAGCUAAUAUCACCUGUGAGGCUCUAGCUCAUCCGGGUGCCACCAUUUUGUGGUUCCACGACGGUCAGCUUCUGCCCAGCACUAAUACCACCAACGUCAAGAUCUACAACAUGCCCACAGUCAGCUUCCUGGAGGUCAAUCCGGAGUCCCAGAACGAUUUUGGCAACUACAACUGUACAGCCACCAAUGUCAUCGGCACAGAGUCAAGGGAAUUCAUUUUGAUUCAAGCAGAUGUGCCUUCGGCCCCCUCUAUCGAACGUGUGGAACCGUAUUCCAGCACGGCGAACUUGGAGUUUGAUGAGCCUGCCUCCAGUGGAGGAGUGCCCAUUCUCGAGUAUAAGGCUGUGUGGAGGAUAGCAGGCCAAGAUUGGAUUAACCGAGAGUUUUAUGUUGCAGAUGGUCUCAACUUGAUCACCAUCACAGGGCUAAAGCCUGAGACUGUUUAUGAGGUCAAGAUGGCAGCCAUCAACGGCAAGGGUGAAGGAGAGAGCAGCCCCCCUGAGACCUUUAAAACCCAGCCUGUCCGGGAACCUAAUUCUCCAAAACUGGAGGCUAAGCCACAAUCCACAGGCAACGAGAUGAAGGUUCACUGGAUCAAGCAAGAUGAUGGGGGCUCUCCCAUCAAACACUAUCUUGUGCGCUACAAAGCUACAAAUCGCCAAGAAUGGAAGCCUGAGAUCCGCCUGCCCAACGGCAGCGAGUACGUUGUGCUGAGGGGUCUAGAAUGGAACACAGAGUAUGAAGUCAACGUUGUGGCAGAAAACCAGCGAGGGCGAUCUGAACCUGGCACCCUCUCCUUUAGGACCUUCUCAGAACCCACCGCCAUUCCAGAAAUCAGCUCAGGUUUGGGCACUGGUGCCAUUGUGGGCAUCCUCAUCGUGGUCUUCAUCCUGCUUCUCUUUGGUGUGGACGUCACAUGCUACUUCCUCAACAAGUGUGGUCUUCUCAUGUGCAUUGCUGUCAACUUCUGUGGCAAGUCCGGCCACUCUUCCAAGGACAAGGAUAUCGAAGAGGGAAAAGCUGCCUUCACGAAGGAUGAGUCCAAGGAGCCCAUUGUGGAGGUAAGGACUGAGGAAGAACACACACCAAACCAUGAGGGAGGUGGCACCACUGAACCCAAUGAGACCACUCCUCUAACUGACCACGAGCACGCUGCUGACACCACAGCAACCAUAGUGGACUUGCUUCCUUCUGUAACCACUAACUCAGACCCCAGCUCUGACAGCCACGCUAGCGAUAGCACCACCCUUACCUCAAGCACCGCCCCUGCAGCUGAUCCUAAACCCGCUCCCCAGUCCAGUAUCCCUAAAGCUAGUGUAACCUCUCCUACCUCCCCACAAGCUGCUGCCCCCGCAGCUGUGGCCCCUCUUGUGGACCUGAGCGAUACACCCUCCAACCAGAACUCAAAGUCCUUAGAUGCCCGCCCUGCAUCUGAUUCAACCACCCCAACCUCCAUGACCCCUGCAGAUUUGUCCAAAGCUGAAUCUACCAAGCCCCAUGCGGGAGAGCCAGCACUGAGUGCUGGUGCAAAGGGCUCUACUGAGUCGACUCCCAGCAAUGCUGCAAAUCCCCCCCAAACUAAGGACUCUCGGGUACAGGGAGGUGACCAGAAGACCACAGAUAGUGACCUUGCCAAGAAUGUGUUUGAUGCGCUGGCCAAGCCCACCACCACUGCCUCAUCCACUGCACCCAACCAGGACGAUGGUAAAAUUGCUGCAGAUGAAAAAAGUAAAGUGGCAGAGACGGAGGUAAAGAAACCCCCUACGGAGGUGAAGACAGUUCCAAAUGAAGCCCCCCAGACGAACGGUAACGAGAGCAAAGCGUGAUCGAGAAUCGUCAAGCGCACGACAGUCGCAGACAGCACCACACCACCACAUCAAACACAUUUGAAAUAAAAGGGUUUCUUUCUUCAGUUUUUUUCAGUUUGCAGAACAAAAAAAAUUCUAGAUGUAUAGAGCACCUAAAGAGCUCAUGCCUUUAUUUUGUCAUUUUCUUUUCUAUUUCUGUUGGAACUUUUAAUUUCUUUUAUAACACAAAAGGAAGGAAAGAUUCUUCACCUCUAGUGCACUCUCCUUGACCUUGGAAGUAAGAUUUGUGUCUUUGACAUUAAUGACAAUUAUGACAUUAACGUCCGAAAGAGACAACCACGAGGAAUCGUAGAUGUUUGCUGUUCCAGAACAAUGCCUUUACACACCACAAAUAUAUCUGUUCUUUUUUAGUUAUGUCCCAUUUUUAUUACAUGCAGUAUUCCCAUUUUUAUUGUCUGCCACAUAUUAAUAUUUUGGGGAACAUUUUUGAUGUUUGGUGUUUAAAUAAUGUACAAAAGCAACUGCCUUUUAUUUUGUUAUUUGUCACGUUAUUUUCACGAGUUAGCGAUAGAUUGUUAGUAUGCUUGCUUUGCAUAAUUCUUUUUCUAUUAUGUUACCCAUUUAUUACAAAAUCCCUCUCAUUAACACGCAGCUAAAUACUCUAGCAAACAUGACACCAAAACGAGGAAGUCACAGCACAAAGAUUACACAUGCCUGAUGGGGUAGAGGUCUGAACUAGGCGUUAGGGUUAUACAAAUUGUUUUUCUAAUUUUCUUUUCUAUCACAACACUAUCUGACUCCCCCUAAACAGUCUGGGUUACUUUCAUUUACUUUAAGACUUUUAAAGCAACUGUAAGUUUGAAAGGUAUGAGAUGCCCUGCAGUGAUCCAUAGUAGAAACUUCCCACAAGUCCUUUAAAAAAACAUAAAGAACAAACUGGAGCGCUUAAAAAUGGAUCAGAUGGCUCCUUGAGAGAAUUGAGUCCUAGCAUUACUGCAACCUACUGCUGUGUAACAUGGUAGAUACAGCUGUUGCACUCGUGCCCUAAUAAAAACACCAGGAGCGUAGAUGUGCAAGGCCCCCCGGGACAUUACGUAACACGACAACAACAAGUUAAAGGGGUCAUGACAUUAGGAAUCAAAUUGUCCUUGAUCUUUUGAUAUAUAAGAGAUCAUUGUACUAUAAAAACAUACUGUAAGUUACAGAUUCUAAAACGUCCCCAUCACUGCAAAAAGAGCAUUUGUUGAAACCAUGCUGGCAAAAUGACUCGUUCUCUACUUCCUCCACACUGUGAUGCCAUACUGUGCAUCUGACCGCCUCCACAACAACGCAUCAAUGCCUACUUUAGCUUUAAUCACUUCCACAGCCCACCCAGAAGCGGUGGGCAUUAUAUAGCAAGAUAGACAGGUCAGUCGAGCAGAGAGCCAAUCAUGUGUGCAACAGUGGGCGUUUACUGUCAAGUCUUAAAGGAGAAGAAAGUCUUAAAGAAAACCAAGCGUUUCUGACAGAGAUUUAGAAUGAGGGAGGAAAGUGUUAAUGUUUUACAAAUAGACUGUUUUUUUUUUUAAACCCUUUACUAUUUUUAUAAGUGAACUUUAAGGAAUAUCCUAAAAUAAAAAAAGCAUGUUAUGACCCCUUUAAGGUUCUUAUGUCUGUUGCUCCAUUGGCUUUUUUUCCACUUAAUUAAUAAACAGCGCUUCGAAAUUAACCCAUGCAGCAAUGGUUCCUCAUUUACACAGAUACCCUUCCCUACAAAGACAAAACGCUGUAACUACACCAACACUGAAACAAAGAAAAUGGCUUUAUAGUUAUUUGCUUUCAAUGCAGAUAAUUACAUUCCAUUUUUUCUGAAGCCGAGCAGAGUUGAGACAAACCCGUCUUUCACAGGACAGAUCAUAAUUUAAGAGACCCGAUAUUGGUCAUAAAUACAUUUUGACAAAAUAUGUAGCUACUGCGUUUGCCUUUGCAUGGCAGUAUUGUCAAAAAGUAAGGUGUUUGUUGGUUUUUAAUAUCUUUAAUAGGCAUACAUGGUCAAAUGAUUAUUUUUGUUUUAUUUAAGCCAUAGUACUCCAGUGUGGAUAUAGUAGCAUCAAUGAUAUUCAGCCUGACUUUUUGUACAGUGUUUCUCAUUCUUUAUGCUGCAAGCUUGUGCACUGUGAAUGUGUGAAAAUCCUAGUGUGAAUACAGUGUGUUCUUUGUAAUAGAAUAAAUAAUAAAAAAAAAAAAAUCCAUAGGUUGUGAAAGCUGUAGCUGUUAGUUCAAACAAUGUUCAUCAUAAUGAGAAAGAAAAGAAAAAACAAUGGCAACGGCAGAAAUGGAAUACAGGAUACAAAGGAGUUGGUGCCUUCAAUAUAAACAUCCUUUGAGUUAACUAGUCAUACUGGACUGGACUGAUCGUACAUAGCUUGGGCUUAGAGCUCAAGACUGUCUUGGUGACUAUAUACCUCCCGCUAUAAGAUGGUUCAGAUCUGAAAAUAACAGUUUGGAUUCUUGUCGGCACAUGAAUUUCUGGGUCUUCGGGUGUAAAUGGAUUGUGAUAUCUGAAACUUGAGUUCUCAAAAUCUCUACAACAUGCCUUUAUUUAACUGAUGCAAAAUAAAACACAUAGGUAUAUACUGUAUAUUCACACAAAAAACUGUCUUGAUACAUUGCGUUUUGUAGGUACCUUAGACCUAUGCAGACAUCCGCUGUCUGUGGCCUUCAGCUCACAUUUGGUCAUAUGCCUUGUCAGUGACAUCUAUUUUUCAAACUGAAAUAAGCAUGCAAUGUAUUCUGAACUAGUCUGAAUGUCAUUGGUGUUAAGGUUAAUAAUUGAAUUGUUAAAUAGCUGCAAAUGUCAAAGGCUUUAUUUGUUGUACAUUUCUCUCUGAAUGUCUGUGAACAGUUGUAGUUCACAUAUUCACUUUUGUCAUGUUUUCUUCUAUAAAACAGACAUUAGUUGCUUUUAUUUGGUUAAAUGGUAACACUUUAUAAUAUCUUGAAUUAGUUUACAUAUAAAAUGCUUAACAGAUCCAUAGUUCAUGUAUAUUUAAAUAAGAAUAUAAACAUAUGAAUCAAAGUUUUUAACUAUUUGAAUGUACAUUAAUUGUUCUGUUAAGCAUUAUAUAAGGUCAUAAUGUUUAUUCAUGAAUCUUAUUGUAUAGUGUUACCAGGUAGAUUCUGGUCUAUGACAACAAGUAUAUGAGAGGCUUGUACAAACACUGUACUGGAAGGCAUACAAACUAUUCCUUGUGAUCUCAUUGAAAAACAUUGAAAAAAUAUUUUGGAUUCAUUCUACUGUCAUUCAAUGUGGGACCAAUUGUUAUGAUAGUUUACAUGCACAGUUUCACCACUGCACUUGUGCCAUCAAAGUUUGUUUAAAAUGAUGAUUGUUUCAAAAUAUUUUAAGGGUCGUCAUCUGAACAAUCACACUCAUUUGAUGUGAAGGCUUCUGUAACACAUUCACACUCAUUCUGUUUGUCAUCACCACUCUCAUCCCAGACCUUCAUAAGACAUCCAUUCAUGCAUUUUCUGCUGAGAGGAACCUCUCACAGUUGUAUACAAAUUUUUAUGAAAUCAAAUGUCAGUAUCACCAUUUUUCACCACUGCCACUGCUGUAAAUACUAACCAAAACAAUUUGACAAAUUCUUGUGUUCAAUAAAGUAAGA
Messenger RNA from Xyrauchen texanus (razorback sucker), 6892 nucleotides. RefSeq names its product neural cell adhesion molecule 1-like. Lineage: Eukaryota; Metazoa; Chordata; Actinopteri; Cypriniformes; Catostomidae. Gene Ontology annotation, biological process: cell adhesion. The record is from RefSeq and is a predicted model, not a curated record. The coding region runs from base 165 to 3263 and encodes 1032 amino acids. Gene Ontology annotation, molecular function: protein binding. Gene Ontology annotation, cellular component: membrane. The transcript is spliced from 20 exons.